Molecule: messenger RNA, 3188 nt
Organism: Musca domestica (house fly)
Lineage: Eukaryota; Metazoa; Arthropoda; Insecta; Diptera; Muscidae
Biological process (GO): positive regulation of transcription by RNA polymerase II
Cellular component (GO): RNA polymerase II transcription regulator complex
Molecular function (GO): transcription coactivator activity
Source: RefSeq, a predicted model, not a curated record
AUGGAUGCUAAUGAAUAUCUAAUUAUAACUGAGUAUAUUUGUCCCCAACUAGUUGGUGAUGGCGAUCGCGAUAAAUUGUUCCUCAUUGCCUUUGCUGUGAUUGCAGCUGUCGCUGCUGACGUCAGCCAUUUGCCCUCCAACGAAUACUUGCCACCCCAGCAAGUUUCUGUGGCCCCUGUUGCCCCUGUAGCCCCUCAGCCCAGCAACGAAUACUUGCCCCCUGUUCAACAACAACAACAAGAGGUCCCAGUUGUUGAAGCCGCCCCCGCUCACGAAUUGGCCGAUGAUGGUUACCGUUACAAGACCCACCGUCGUGUUGUCUACCGUCGUCAUCGUCGUGAUGUCAGCCACUUGCCUUCCAACGAAUACUUGCCUCCUGUCCAACAAGAAGCCGCCCCUGUCUACGAACCUGCCCCCGUAGAACAAGUGUCUGUUGUUGCCCAAGAAGCUGCCCCCGCCCAUGAAUUGGCCGAUGAUGGUUACCGUUACAAGACCCACCGUCGCGUUGUCUAUCGUCGCAACCGUCGUGAUGUCAGCCACUUGCCCUCCAACGAAUACUUGCCCCCUGUCCAACAAGAAGCCGCCCCUGUCUACGAACCAGCCCCCGUAGAACAAGUUUCUGUUGUUGCCCAAGAAGCUGCCCCCGCCCAUGAAUUGGCCGAUGAUGGUUACCGUUACAAGACUCACCGUCGUGUUGUCUACCGUCGCAACCGUCGUGAUGUCAGCCACUUGCCCUCCAACGAAUACUUGCCUCCCCAACAAGAAGCCGCCCCCGUUGCCGCUCCCACCAACGAAUACUUGCCCCCUGUCCAAGCUGAUGCUGAACCCGCUCAUGAAGUAGCUGCCGAUGGUUACCGUUACAAGACCCACCGUCGUGUUGUCUACCGUCGUCAUCGUCGUGAUGUCAGCCACUUGCCUUCCAACGAAUACUUGCCUCCUGUCCAACAAGAAGCCGCCCCUGUCUACGAACCUGCCCCCGUAGAACAAGUGUCUGUUGUUGCCCAAGAAGCUGCCGCCCAUGAAUUGGCCGAUGAUGGUUACCGUUACAAGACCCACCGUCGCGUUGUCUAUCGUCGCAACCGUCGUGAUGUCAGCCACUUGCCCUCCAACGAAUACUUGCCCCCUGUCCAACAAGAAGCCGCCCCUGUCUACGAACCUGCCCCCGUAGAACAAGUGUCUGUUGUUGCCCAAGAAGCUGCCCCCGCCCAUGAAUUGGCCGAUGAUGGUUACCGUUACAAGACCCACCGUCGUGUGGUCUACCGCCGCAACCGUCGUGAUGUCAGCCACUUGCCCUCCAACGAAUACUUGCCUCCCCAACAAGAAGCCGCCCCCGUUGCUGCUCCCACCAACGAAUACUUGCCCCCCGUUCAAGCUGAUGCUGAACCCGCUCAUGAAGUAGCUGCCGAUGGUUACCGUUACAAGACCCACCGUCGCGUUGUCUACCGCCGCAACCGUCGUGAUGUCAGCCACUUGCCCUCCAACGAAUACUUGCCCCCUGUCCAACAACAAGAAACCGCCCCCGUCUACGAACCAGCCCCCGUUGAACAGGUUGCUGCUGUUGCCCAAGAAGCUGCCCCCGCCCAUGAAUUGGCCGAUGAUGGUUACCGCUACAAGACCCACCGUCGCGUUGUCUACCGUCGCCACUAAAGAGAUGUCAGCCAUUUGAGCAGCGAAUACUUGCCACCUCAUGAAGGUCAUGCCUCAGCUCCUGUAGCUUCCUAUAGUGCUCCUGCUGUUUCCGCGUCAUACUCGGCUCCAGCUGCUUCGUAUUCUGCCCCCGCUGCUUCGUACUCUGCACCAGCUGUUGCUUCUUACUCUGCUCCAGCUGCUGCCGCUUCCUACUCCGCCCCAGCAGUCGCCUCCUACUCCGCCCCAGCAGUCGCCUCCUACUCCGCCCCAGCAGCCACCUCCUACUCUGCCCCAGCUGUCACCUCCUACUCGGCCCCUGCCGCAACCUACAGUGAAUCUUAUGACACCGGUGCUUCUGCUCCUGCCCACACCUUCUCCUCCGCCGAAGGUUACAAAUACAAGACCAACCGUCGUCGCGUCUAUCGUCGCCGUCAUCGCCGUGAUGUAAGCACCGAAUACUUGCCACCCUUCCAAGGUGCUGGUUCUGCUCCAUCCAGUGAAUACUUGCCACCAGCUGCUUCUGCUCCAGCUCCAUCUUUCGCUGCUGCUCCAGCUGCUUCAUACUCUGCCCCAGCUGCUACCUAUUCCGAAUCUUAUGACACUGGUGCUUCGGCUCCAGCUCACUCCUUCUCAUCGGCCGAUGGUUAUCGUUACAAGACCAACCGUCGUCGUGUCAUUCGUCGUCAUCGUCGUUUCAAACUUUUUGUUGCCCUCUUCGCCUUGGUAGCUGUGGCUACAGCCGAUGUCAGCCACCUCAGCAGCUCAUACUUGCCACCCCAUGAAUCUCACGCUUCGGCACCAGCUCCAUCCUACUCGGCUCCAGCUGUUGCUGCCUCAGCUCCUGUAGCUUCGUACUCGGCACCUGCUGCUACUUACUCAGCUCAAGCUUCAUACUCUGCCCCAGCUGCUCCUGCUGCUUCUUACUCAGUCCAAGCCUCGGCUCCAGCUGCUUCUUACUCUGCCCCAGCUGCCGUUGUUUCCUACUCUGCUCCAGCAGCCGCUUCCUACUCUGCUCCAGCUGCCGCUUCCUACUCUGCUCCUGCUGCUGCCGCUUCCUACUCUGCUCCAGCAGCCGCAGCUCCCGCUGCUUCUUACUCUGAAUCCUAUGAAACUGGUGCCUCUGAGCCUGCCCACACCUUCUCCUCGUCUGAAGGUUACAAAUACAAGACCAACCGUCGUGUUGUCUACCGUCGCCGUCAUCGUCGUGAUGUCAGUGCUGAAUACUUGCCUCCCGUUCAAGGUGCUGCUUCUGCCCCAGUUGGUGAAUACGCUUACUCUGCCCCAGCUGCUUCCGCUCCAGUUGCUUCAUACUCUGCUCCAGCUGCUUCCUACUCUGCUCCAGCUGCUGCCGCUUCCUACUCUGCCCCAGCUGCCGCUUCUUACUCUGCCCCAGCUGCUUCCUACUCUGCCCCAGCUGCUUCUUACUCUGAAUCCUAUGAAACUGGUGCCUCUGAGCCUGCCCACACCUUCUCCUCGGCUGAAGGUUACAAAUACAAGACCAACCGUCGUCGUGUCAUCCGUCGUCACCGCCGUUUCUAGACUGUGAGACUAUUUAAAAU